GAAAACAAUAGAUCAUCAAUAGUAUCGCACUCGCUGCCCUGAGCUUUCAGGGAAACCCCAAGACCGGAACCCUAAUCUCUCGGAUUUCGCUCAAGAAUUUUUGGAUACCAUCAUCAUGGAAGGAGACGACGAGCCCUCAGGAAAGAUGAUCGACGAGGAGAUCUACGCCAACGGCGUCGGUGAAGAAGAGAAACGCAAAAGGCCAAUCAUAAGCGGCGAGCAGCUCGACAUCGAGGCCUACGCCAGUCUCUACACGGGUCGUACCAAGAUCACGCGCCUUCUCUUUAUCGCUGAACACUGCCAGAACAACCAGGCGAUGCAAUUGGAAGCCCUAAGAAUGGCGUACGACGAGAUUAAGAAGGGCGAGAACACCCAAUUGUUCAGGGAGGUCGUACAGAAGAUUGAUGGCCGUUUGGGCCCGGAUUAUAGUAUGGAUUCAGCGUGGUGUGAUACUGUCGAUCGUAGGGCCGAGCAGAAGAAGGAGAAGCUUGAGAAUGAACUCAAUGCCUACAGGACUAAUCUUAUUAAAGAAAGCAUACGAAUGGGGUAUAAUGACUUUGGAGAUUUUUAUUAUGCUCAUGGUGCUUUAGGGGAUGCUUUUAAGCAUUAUGUUCGUACGCGCGACUAUUGUACCACAUCAAAACACAUAAUUCAUAUGUGUAUGAGUGCAAUUCUUGUCAGCAUUGAGAUGGGUCAAUUCACUCAUGUUACAAGCUAUGUUAGUAAAGCAGAGCAGUCACAGGAUGCUCUCGACGCAAUUAUUAUAGCAAAGCUUCGUUGUGCUGCUGGAUUGGCUCUCCUGGAGGCCAAAAAGUAUAAGCUUGCUGCUCGUAAGUUCUUGGAAACUUCUCCUGAAUUGGGAAAUAACUACAAUGAAGUAAUUGCGCCACAAGAUGUUGCAACAUACGGUGGACUUUGUGCACUUGCGAGUUUUGACCGGACAGAGUUGAAGAACAAAGUUAUAGACAAUCUUAAUUUCAGGAAUUUCUUGGAAUUAGUGCCUGAAGUCAGGGAGCUUAUCAAUGAUUUCUACUCAAGUCGUUAUGCAUCAUGUUUGGACUACCUUGGCAAUCUCAAAGCAAACCUGUUGCUUGAUGUUCAUUUGCACGACCAUGUUGACACACUGUAUGAUCAAAUCCGGAAUAAGGCUCUCAUCCAGUAUACACACCCUUUUGUGUCUGUUGAUUUGCAAAUGAUGGCAAAUGCUUUUAAGACAAGCAUUUCAGGGCUACAGAAAGAGCUGGAAGCUUUAAUCACUGACAAUCAAAUCCAGGCUCGGAUUGAUUCCCACAACAAAAUUUUAUAUGCAAGACAUGCGGAUCAGAGAAAUGCAACCUUCCAACGGGUUCUACAGACAGGUGGUGAAUUUGAUCGAGACGUUAGAUCAAUGUUGCUCAGAGCAAACCUUAUCAAGCACGAUUUCAAUCUUAGGGCAUCUUCAAGGAAACUGUAAAUUUAAGCUUCAUUUGCAAGAAAGUAGUUUGAGGUACAGAGAUAUCAUUUUGAUAUGAAAAAGGUGAUAUAUUCAUUUGGUUGGUCAAGUUAUGGAGCCCAAUACUUUUUUUGGGUACCCAAAGAUGGAUUUUGCACAUUCAGGACAACACAGAUCAAGGCAACAGUUACUUGUAUCCAAUGGUUGGAUAUUGGUUUUUGUUUCAUCAAUUUCAUCAAUUGCAUCCUAUUCUUAGUUGUACUGGUUUUUGCUUAUUUUAAUGGUACUUGCACUUAGUGAACUAUGCAGAUAUUAUUUGGAAUCCUAAACUAUGGGUGAACGCGGUCAAUUAGAGCGCCUCUGGGGUUUGUUGUGUAUAUAUAUUUAAGAUGUUAGGGGUUUUGUUUUCCAGUAGGUCACCAAGUUAAGUGAUGUUCAUAUAGAGUUCCAUGGUUGUGCAAAAAAAAUUUAUGGAUGGUCAUUUUCGUUUC
Molecule: messenger RNA, 1923 nt
Organism: Humulus lupulus (European hop)
Lineage: Eukaryota; Viridiplantae; Streptophyta; Magnoliopsida; Rosales; Cannabaceae
Product: COP9 signalosome complex subunit 1
Exons: 6
Coding region: 116-1453 (445 amino acids)
Cellular component (GO): COP9 signalosome
Source: RefSeq, a predicted model, not a curated record